UUCUUUAAUCGUAGUCCGUCAUCAGUAGUUCCUACACCCUCACCGACGUUGCAGCUUGCAACAGUUUGGGCCUUAAGCCAACAAUUUGCACUCACAGUCCACCGCAGUUCGAACUCGCCACUCGCGAUCACACAAGCGCUCAAUUGUGCGCGCUUAAAGUCAUAAACACCGAAAACGUAAACGCUUCACCGGCGACACCAAACCGUCAAGUGCUUGACGGUCUACAGGAACUCUUGCAGCUCUGCCGUUAGCUCACUGAGUAGCCGCCGAAAUGUGGCUGCUCAUACCGAUCCUCGUCUACUCGGUCAUCUUCCUCUACAUACGUCACAUUUACACAUACUGGAAACGUAAGGGCUUCCCAACCGAACGCACCGGUUUGAAUUGGCAAUUUCUGAAACAAGUUUAUCGGCGCGAGUUCCACUAUGUGGACGCCAUCAACGAAGCAUACAAGGCAGGCGGCGAGCGCCCCUUAUAUGGCGUGUACUUCUUCUUUCGGCCAACUUUGCUGGUGCGCGAUGUCGCCUUGGCGCGCACCAUCCUCGAGAUACCGCAUGGACAUUUCGAUGACAAGCGUUGGCACUACAUGCAAGGUUAUCGCAAAAUUAAUUUACUCGAAAAACUCGCAUCGAUUUUCAGUGUGCCGCGCGUGGAGGGCAUGUUUCGGAAUGUCGAAAAGGUGGCCGAUCAUAUGGUCAAGCAAAUGAAUGCGUUAACGCUAGGCAGUGAGCAAUUGGAUAUGCAGAUCGUUAUGAGAACCUACGUCAUCAAUGUAUUCGCUAACCUGCUGUAUGGUCUAGACACCAACUUAUUCGAGCCGAACGAUAGCGUCUUCAAGCGGUACAUACAAAGCACGUUACGAAAUCGCGGCAUCAACUCAUACACGUUCAAUCAUUUGCCGAAAAAGUCGUCGCUCACCUACCGGCUGCGUGACAUUAUCAAGGACAGCGUGGGACGCCGUGAAGAUGGCGGCAUCAUACGCAAGGACAUCAUGCAGUUAUUGGUGAAAUUCCGUAAUGGCAAUAAUUUAACGAAUAACGGUAAAUUGAGUUGGCAUGUGGAGAAUGUGUUUGAACGCGAGAAACUACUCUCGAUUAAGAAGUUGUCGAAAAUUGCCGAACGCUUUCUCAAUAUCGGCUAUGAAUCCACCGCCUCAGCGGCUACGCUAACGCUUUAUGAGAUUUUGCAAGCGCCGAGCAUAUACAAGAAGGUGACCGAGGAAAUACGUCAACUGAGUGUAGCAAAGAAUGCAGAUAGUGCAGAUAAUAGACUGACCUAUGCGGAUAUUGAUAGCCUCCAGUAUUUGGGUGCCUGCAUUAAGGAAACUGUGCGCAAGUACCCAAGUGUGCCGUACAUCGAGCGUGUCUGUGGCAAGAACUUUCCAAUACCGAACAGUCGUGCAACGAUCAAUGAGGGACGCACCGUAAUGAUACCCGUGAUGGCAAUGCAGCGCGAUGAGCGACACUUCAAAGACCCCGAUUAUUAUAGACCCGAACGUUUUUACAAUGUUAAAAGCGGACCAGAGCUGGAUAAUUUUAUGGGUUACGGUUUGGGCGCGAGCGUUUGUGUGGCUCGCAAUUUCGCCAUUUUGGUUACCAAAUUAGCACUUGUAAAGCUGCUGCAGCACUUCGAUAUGGAGUACACCCCGAAUGAGGACAUACAAAUUGUCCACAAUCCUGCGCCCGUCAUCAAAUGCAAAGAUGGCUUUAAACUCAGACUGAAGACGUACAAGCACAACACACUUUUGUAAAUAUGCCAGCAACAAUUCAAGCGCCAGAACCUUUAAGAACGCCGUGCAUUUACUACUACAGUGUAAUUAUAAGACAUGUUUAUGUUUGCCAGCAAACGAAUAAAUGUAAAUAUAUUCAUUAUAA
This is a messenger RNA of Bactrocera neohumeralis, 1871 nucleotides long. RefSeq names its product probable cytochrome P450 310a1 (gene Cyp310a1). NCBI's taxonomy places the organism in Eukaryota, Metazoa, Arthropoda, Insecta, Diptera, Tephritidae. The coding region runs from base 272 to 1747 and encodes 491 amino acids. The record is from RefSeq and is a predicted model, not a curated record. Gene Ontology annotation, molecular function: heme binding; monooxygenase activity; iron ion binding. The transcript is spliced from 6 exons.